AUGACUUCCCUGACACAGCGGAGCUCCGGCCUAGUGCAGAGGCGGACCGAGGCCUCUCGUAGCUCUGGCGCCGACAAGGACGGAGGGUCCGGGGAUGAGGACUUCGAGCCCCGCCGCGGAGAAGAGCAGGAGGAGGAGGACAAGGGAGACUCCAAAGAAACUCGACUCACUUUGAUGGAAGAAGUGUUACUGUUGGGAUUGAAGGACCGCGAGGUAUAACUUAAUGACAUUUUAUUUUAUUAUAUUAUGUUGCUGCUAAAACCAUAUUAUUAUAGUAUUUAGCUGGUUAGGUAACGUAAGUUAACGUUACUCAAAGAUCUCAAACAAAAUUCACCUAACGGGCGCUAACCGUUAGUAGCUAACGUUAGCUACCGUAACUAGCUACAUUUUGUCAACAUCGAAUGAAUGCUAACGUUAGCUAGCUACAUACAGUAGGUAGUUACCUGAGGGGUAUCCUAACAAGGAAACUACAUCUACUCGGGGUUUUCUAAAGUUAACCAGCUUCAUCAUUCCAGCUCAGGCUUCAAACUGGACAUAUUUUUUUUUUAUCACUGGUUAGAGCACAACCUGCAGAAGACAUCUAGCUACAUUUUGAUUCAAGUGUGUCGCCAACGCGGCAAGUGUAACCCAACACUUUCUUUGAUAAUGUCCUCCAUCGAUGUCACACUGAAAUCAAUAGGACAGGGGGCAAACGUUUGGGGUGUAGCGUUUUAAACUAACUCUAUUCAAAGGCUACACGGAAACUUGAAAUAACCUAUACAUGGUUGGUUAAUGAGAAUUGACAGUAGGCUUAUAUCUAUAUUUUGGGAUGUUGGUUUCGGGAGGCUGCCAUCACGGAAAAGGUAACAAUCCACUUUUUCUGUUAAUUAACUGAAACUUAUCACAACACAACAUAUAUGUUAUCAACAGUGACUACGGUUGGCUGCUAUUUAAGUGAUGGUUUGAUUAUCAAAUCCAUGUAUUGGUGUGUGGCCGAUGACUUUUAUAGAGAGAAUAUUCAGUGCCAUUUCAUUAACUCUACAUUCCAAGUGGUUCUAAGUGUGUGACAAAAUCAACGGUACAAAACCAUAGAUAUGUAUCUGUUUUUAAGCAAUCUCAUGUCAUUGUGAUGAGUAUAAACGUUUAUACUAACAUCACCAAUCUGAGGUCAAAAGGAUGUGUAAUUCCACUACAUUUUAUGGGGUGAAAAUGCAAGCUUGUGUAGUACUGCUUUCACAUUUUUCACGUUUAUAUGACCCCCUUAUAAACAGGCCCAUUUUUACCACAUUCUUGCUGCAUGCUGGGGAUGAGUGGUAGAUGUGGGUGGGGUCUAUUUGAAUAAAUCCAUUGAGAAUAUAUGCCAUCAAAAAUAAAUCAAUGAUUAAUUAGUUUAGGCAGGUCCUAAGCAACAUUGACUAAUGUAUUUUUAAAAUAAUAGAAUAGCAUAUUUAGAGUUUAAUUAGGCCUAUGUUACAGGUCUGUGCAGCCAUGGCUGACCAUCCAAAUGAAAUCAAUAUGUUGUUAUUUUGUUAAUGAAACAGACAAGACACCUACCCGAUCAGUCAACACACUAGGGCUGUCCCUGACAUAAAUAAGUUGUCUGUUCUUUCACAUUCUACACAAUGUUUUUAAUCAAAUUAACUAUAUGCAUUGAGCUUGUCUGAUGCUUUAAGCUCACUGUGUGAUGAAAUAAGACACAAAUGACUCGAGGGAACCAGAGAUCAAGAUAACCAGAAUAAAAAAAACUUAACCUGACCCAACCAUCCUCCUCCCGCUCCUACUGGCUUUCGCAGAUUCUGCCGUUACUCUCCUGAAGUUGUCGGUAAUAGGGUAUACGAGGAGUCGGCAGGUGGAAUACCAGUCUGCGUGCCAGUUAUGGUUUUCAUAUACACAUCUUUGUGGAACGGUUUCAUUUCAUUUAUAGUAAUGUCUUCGUAUCUCAAAAUGAGAGAUGGCGCCGGAGGAGAUGGCUGCCGUUUUAUGGGCUCUUAACCAACCGUGCUAUUUUUUUCUCUCGCAUUGUUUGUAACUUACUUUGUUCACAAUGUUACUGCUACCGUCUCUUAUGACCGAAAAGAGCUUCUGGACAACAGAACAGCGAUGACUCACCUUGAACUGGACAAAUAAUCUUGCUUUAAUGAGUCGGAAGAGAGGAAUUUGCUCCAGACACCCGACAGGGACCUCAUCCCCGUCAUUCGCAGUAGAAAGAAAAUAAGAUAUCGCGGAAGGAGAUCGAGGUGUCUGGUAAGGCGCCGGCGACGAGUGGCUAAUCUGCCUUUGCCAUGGAUACUAUUGGCCAACGUACAAUCGCUUGAUAAUAAAGUGGACGAACUAGAAGCAUGUAUAUCCUACCAACGGGACAUUAACUGUAAUAUCUUAUGUUUCACCGAGUCGUGGCUGAACGACGACAUGAAUAACAUACAGCUGGUGGGUUAUACGCUGUAUCGGCAGGAUAGAACAGCAGCCACCCCUUGUCUUACCAGAGGCUGUCUAUGUAUAUUUGGAAACAACAGCUGGUGCACGAUAUCUAAGGAAGUCUCGAGGUUUUGCUCGCCUGAAGUAGAAUAUCUCAUGAUAAGCUGUAGACCACACUAUCUACCAAGAGUUUAUCUAUAUUCUUCAUAGCUGUCUAUUUACCACCACAAACCAAUGCUGGCACUAAGACUGCACUCAAUGAGCUGUAUAAGGCCAUAAGUCAACAGGAUAACGCUCAUCCAGAGGCAGCGCUCCUAGUGGCCGGGGACUUUAAUGCAGGGAAACUUAAAUCCGUUCUACCUAAUUUCUACCAGCAUGUUAAAUGUGCAACCAGAGGAAAAAAAUCUCUAGACCACCUUUACUCCACACACAGAGACGCAUACAAAGCUCUCCCUCGCCCUCCAUUUGGCAAAUCUGACCAUAACUCUAUCCUCCUGAUUCCUGCUUACAAGCAAAAACUAAAGCAGGAAGCACCAGUGACUCGUCAAUAAAAAAGUGAAAAUAGGCCUAUUUUUAACACUGAAAAUGCUUUUUCUAAAUUAAAUGAUCAAUGAGACAUUGUUGCAUACAAGGAUAUUAUACCAUGUAGGGGUAAGGAUAUAAGAUAAACAGAGUAGAGGCAGCUUGUAUGUGAGUAGGUGUGUAGAGUCAGUAUAAAGGUAUGUGUGAGCAACUGAUGGAGUGAGUGUUUGUGUGGGGGGAAUUAUCAACGUUUCCAGUCACAAUUUUUGCAUUUACCUCAUAUAAUGACUUCUGUGAUUUUGAUCAAAUGAAGCUUGGUUUGUUCUAAGGUAACUUUAAUAUGCUGAAACUGUACUUUUGUAUUUGUAUAAGAAGUGUAAACGUACGUAAGUAAUGUGUACAUUUAACUAAUGCGCGUACGAACGAGAAAAUAGAACCCUUUAAUCUGCACAUGCUUGGAAUUGUUGCAUUAUUCAAGUGUGUAAUAUGGUUUGGUUGCUUUAUUCGAGAGUGUAUCUAAUAUGUUUUAGUGGAAAAGUUGCUGGCGUUGUUGAAUAGUAAGUGUGCAUGCUAACUGGCUAGCUCAUCAGGGGCUACAGCGAUACUGAUACUUACAGUACAUUUGGAGCUGCAGUGCAGGAAUGUCACGUCGCCAGCCAAAACCAAAGGUAAAGCAAGGAGGUCAUGUCAAUUGAAUGUAAGUUUUGGCGCUGCCUCUAUUGGCGCUGCCUCUACUUAAAUGUUUGUCAAUGAAAAUAGCCUUUAAAUGCUACGAUCAGGAGAGGAGAAGGGGGGGAGGGGGGGGGGGGGUAACUAAAGAACAGUAAGACAGAAUCUCGUCUUACCUGUGUGGCUGCACACACACACACACACACAGUGUCUUCUCUGUGUUCUAGAACAACAAUCUCGUCAGGCCUGUGUGGCUGUUUGCUUACACUCACACACACACACACACACACACACACACACACUCACCCCUGUCCUCCUCCUCCUCCUCCUCCUCCUCCUCAUCCUCCUCAGGGCUACACGUCGUUCUGGAACGACUGCAUCUCGUCAGGGCUGCGUGGCUGCAUGCUGAUAGAGCUGGCCAUCAGAGGACGCCUACACCUGGAGGCCUGUGGCAUGAGGAGGAAAAGCCUGCUCGCCAGAAAGGUAGGGAAUCCUGACCAAACUGACCAACUCUCGAAAGUGUGUGUUGCCAGUGUUGUGACUUUUGCCUAUGGAUAUUCAAGAUCAUUUACAGAUUUUUAAUUGCUCUAAUUUAUUUAAUUAAUUUGGUUUCCUAUUCAAAUAAAUCUAAGAGGGGAACCAUUUAAGGGUUUUGAUAUAGAGACCCCUUGAAUUAACUCUAUCAGUAGUUAUCAUUAACCAUUUUACACCAUUUAAUACUAUAUCAACAAUAGUCCUAAUCAACAGUUCAUUUACUAUGUUGUCGAGCUCUCAGACGAAUCCAAUCGCCCGUUAAGGACUUCAAUGCAACAACGGAUUUACUUCAAAGUUUUAUUACUGGACUUAACAUAGAUUGAAAAUGAGGAAGGUGCAGUUGUCUUAAUAGACCCAAGGUACAAAUGGAAAAACGCAGUACAAUCAUUGACGUGGGGAACUCUACAGAUCAAUUGAAUAGGCUUAUGUAGCCUACUCACAGGCAACACUUUGGAGAAUUGGAAAUUCUUAUUUGUGAGAACAGGAGAAGUGUUGAGAGACUACAUCAGUAAAACUUCCCAGCCGUGAAACGAAAUGUUCCCUGAUCAGGGGUAAACUGGCCCGGUUACAGGUUAACACCCGCCGUGGACAGAGCCAGGACAGUAUUGGUUGUUGAUAUGUCAUUACGACUAACAGUCUUACAGUGAUCAGCCACUGCCACCACUUUUACACAGACACAGGGUCACCCAAAGGGAAAUCAAAUGCAAUGAUGUACGUGAUUUACGUGUAUUUUUAGCUGAUUCAGUUGGGUUUCCAUUAUGACUGAGAUGAAACAUGGAAAAGGUCAGUGGUCCCGGCAGCUGGACUUGCAGCCGAAGAAGCUUCUUCCCUCGUCGGAGCUCACGCAUAGGAGCCCGUCGUUCUCUCUCAAAAGUGAUGAUGUCGGUUGUUGCGAGACGGGAGGGGCCCGUUCUCUUUCUCUCUCGGACUCAGUCCUCAAUUCUAUUCAGUCCAAAGAGAUAACGUUUUUAAGGCACUAGGGUGCAGUGGAAUGUUUCGGGUCCCCUUAGGGAAAGAUAAAACUCAGCGGUCGUGAGUGAGCAGAGGGUUUCUCGGCAAAGUUCCUCUCAGGUGAUUCAUCUGUAUGAGCUGGAUAAGGCUUCCUCGAUCGGAGUUUUGGGUUUCCAAGGAGAUGGGAUCAUUUUGUCCCACGGACGUGGCCUCGUCUUAAGGAACUUGAUUCUAAUUUCUGGUAAGUAAAGGCCUCUAAUUUAUAGGGAGACUCACAGAAGGCGGGCUCUAAUGGCCGGACAGUGUCAUUGGGACCGCCACGUUGAUUGUAAGGAUUCUGCAUGGCGAUGUUCAUAUGAUUAUACCUAAGAGACUAAUAGGUGUUCACAGUUUCACUUCAUUCCCGAUGAUGAAAAACGUAGCCUGUAGGGUUCAAACAACGACCGUGGUUCCUUUACACUCUCUGUAUGUUACAGCAAAAUAUACAGUAAAUUCUUCUUUUUAAUGACAGGAAAAUCAGAAGAAAGAUAUUCAAGUUAAAUCAACAUGUCAUGAGUCCCUCAGUUUUUUUUACGGAGAAGAAAGCGUGUUUUAAAUGUCCUUUUGCGCACUUGGCGCCAUUUUCUCUUUGUUACAAAGAGUAACAAUUCCUGACUUUCCUCUUGGGAUAUACACAUGCAGAUCACCAGGUGGUCUGCUGACUUGCAGAAGGGUCUGGUUUCGGUCUCCUGAGCUGCUCAGCUCAGUUCAGAGCCGGAAAUGAAGAGCAGGUUCGGAACCACUAAACAGUUACCUCAAGUUGCAAAAGAAAACAGGAGCUGCCUCCACUAUUCCAGCACCAUUUCAACGUGACAACUAAAAGAUACCAAAAACGAUUUAGUCCAAUGAACAUAAAGCUAAAUAUGAUGUGGCUGUCCAUGGUUCUGAUUUCUGUUUAGUAGAAAAACAUGUUGACUCACCCUACUUGUAGAAGAGUGACGCCAAUGCCAUCCUCCUCUCUUUCAUGUUUCUGUUAAUGAUGAAUGCUCUCAAAGCGAUUUUGAUAGGAGAGAAGCCAAAUCCAAGCUCGCUUCCCUUGACACUUUAAUUUUUUUCCGCCAGGACCAUUCACAGUUGAGCGCGCUCAGUUUAGCUCAAAGCUGAUUUGGCUAAUUUUUAUAUACUUUGUUUGUCAAGGGAGACCAGAUGGUCGCUGGUUUCCCUUGCCUUCAAAUGCUACGGGCGGCAACAAUGUCAUACUGGUUUGGACCAGACAGCAUCAGAUAGAUGGCCUACAUUUUAGAGAGACAAAGGGUUGCUGUGCUUGGAUGCUUUCUCCUGUGAGAUACAUUCAGCCUCUUGCGAAUUGAAGGAAAAUUAUGGAACACAGAGAGACAAAUUAGUAUUUAUUUUUGGUGCAUUUUUGGGAGAAGCCUGGCUUCCCUUGGCAUCCAUGAAUACAUGCCACCGAUGACAGACUAGGAGCAGCACAGGGGUUUGGUUGGUGAGUAUGAGCAUCCCAUACCUUGCCACAAGGGGGAACUAUUGGGGGCGAGACUACCUAUUUCUCCACAUAGCAGGAUUACUAUUGUAUGUCACUUCCAGAGGACGGACUGCCGGUCAAUACAACCUGACACUUAAGUGCAUACACUAAACUGAGAUCAAUCAGCGCGUGUCAGCCAAUGGCCUAGGGUCUAGUUUGAAUUCCAUCUGCCACUUCUGCCAACCGCAGUUCUUCGUAGUGGACUGAGGUUAGAAGGCAUCUUCCUCACUGAAUGGCAAUAUAGUUUUAUAGGCAAGUUAGGGAAGCAGACGAGCCGCUGGAGGGUUGCAUGCAAAAAUACAUUAAGACAAUGGACAAAGUAUUCUUCUGCUUAUUCUGACUGUUGUAUUUAGCCUGUUCUGACUGUUGUAUUUACCCUGUUCUGACUGUUGUAUUUAGCCUGUUCUGACUGUUGUAUUUAGCCUGUUCUGACUGUUGUAUUUAGCCUGUUCUGACUGUUGUAUUUAGCCUGUUCUGACUGUUUUAUUUAGGCCUGUUCUGACUGUUGUAUUUAGCCUGUUCUGACUGUUGUAUUUAGCCCUGUUCUGACUGUUGUAUUUAGCCUGUUCUGACUGUUGUAUUUAGCCUGUUUCUGACUGUUGUAUUUAGCCUGUUCUGACUGUUGUAUUUAGCCUGUUCUGACUGUUGUAUUUAGCCUGUUCUGACUGUUGUAUUUAGCCUGUUCUGACUGUUGUAUUUAGCCUGUUCUGACUGUUGUAUUUACCCUGUUUCUGACUGUUGUAUUUAGCCUGUUCUGACUGUUGUAUUUACCCUGUUCUGACUGUUGUAUUUAGCCUGUUCUGACUGUUGUAUUUAGCCUGUUCUGACUGUUGUAUUUACCCUGUUCUGACUGUUGUAUUUAGCCUGUUCUGACUGUUGUAUUUAGCCUGUUCUGACUGUUGUAUUUAGCCUGUUCUGACUGUUGUAUUUAGCCUGUUCUGACUGUUGUAUUUAGCCUGUUCUGACUGUUGUAUUUAGCCUGUUCUGACUGUUGUAUUUAGCCUGUUCUGACUGUUGUAUUUACCCUGUUCUGACUGUUGUAUUUAGCCUGUUCUGACUGUUGUAUUUAGCCUGUUCUGACUGUUGUAUUUAGCCUGUUCUGACUGUUGUAUUUAGCCUGUUCUGACUGUUGUAUUUAGCCUGUUCUGACUGUUGUAUUUAGCCUGUUCUGACUGUUGUAUUUACCCUGUUCUGACUGUUGUAUUUAGCCUGUUCUGACUGUUGUAUUUAGCCUGUUCUGACUGUUGUAUUUACCCUGUUCUGACUGUUGUAUUUAGCCUGUUCUGACUGUUGUAUUUAGCCUGUUCUGACUGUUGUAUUUAGCCUAGAAGUUGUGUUCUGACUGAGUAGUUGUGUCAUCUCCAGGUGAUCUGUAUUGAAUGGCAGUAUUGUUUUUGUUCCGAGUGUGUUCUAUAUACAGUUGGCUAAAGCUGUUUCAGGUUCUGACUGUGCGGUUGUAUUGUGUCUCCCAGGUGAUCUGUAAGUCAGAUGCUCCGACGGGAGACGUGCUAUUGGACGAGGCUCUGAAACACGUAAAGGACACCCAGCCCCCAGAGACGGUGCAGAGCUGGAUUGAGCUGCUCAGUGGUGAGUGUGUUAGAGCCACACUUUAACAUACAGAGUGGUCUCAGCCAGGCUAACCACCAAACAGACAGGUUAGCUACUAACAGAGUGGUCUCAGCCAGGCUAACCACCAAACAGACAGGUUAGCUACUAACAGAGUGGUCUCAGCCAGGCUAACCACCAAACAGACAGGUUAGCUACUAACAGAGUGGUCUCAGCCAGGCUAACCAUCAAACAGACAGGUUAGCUACUAACAGAGUGGUCUCAGCCAGGCUAACCACCGAACAGACAGGUUAGCUACUAACAGAGUGGUCUCAGCCAGGCUAACCACCGAACAGACAGGUUAGCUACUAACAGAGUGGUCUCAGCCAGGCUAACCACCGAACAGACAGGUUAGCUACUAACAGAGUGGUCUCAGCCAGGCUAACCACCGAACAGACAGGUUAGCUACUAACAGAGUGGUCUCAGCCAGGCUAACCACCGAACAGACAGGUUAGCUACUAACAGAGUGGUCUCAGCCAGGCUAACCACCGAACAGACAGGUUAGCUACUAACAGAGUGGUCUCAGCCAGGCUAACCACCGAACAGACAGGUUAGCUACUAACAGAGUGGUCUCAGCCAGGCUAACCACCGAACAGACAGGUUAGCUACUAACAGAGUGGUCUCAGCCAGGCUAACCACCAAACAGACAGGUUAGCUACUAACAGAGUGGUCUCAGCCAGGCUAACCACCAAACAGACAGGUUAGCUACUAACAGAGUGGUCUCAGCCAGGCUAACCACCAAACAGACAGGUUAGCUACUAACAGAGUGGUCUCAGCCAGGCUAACCACCAAACAGACAGGUUAGCUACUAACAGAGUGGUCUCAGCCAGGCUAACCACCAAACAGACAGGUUAGCUACUAACAGAGUGGUCUCAGCCAGGCUAACCACCAAACAGACAGGUUAGCUACUAACAGAGUGGUCUCAGCCAGGCUAACCACCAAACAGACAGGUUAGCUACUAACAGAGUGGUCUCAGCCAGGCUAACCACCAAACAGACAGGUUAGCUACUAACAGAGUGGUCUCAGCCAGGCUAACCACCAAACAGACAGGUUAGCUACUAACAGAGUGGUCUCAGCCAGGCUAACCACCAAACAGACAGGUUAGCUACUAACAGAGUGGUCUCAGCCAGGCUAACCACCAAACAGACAGGUUAGCUACUAACAGAGUGGUCUCAGCCAGGCUAACCACCAAACAGACAGGUUAGCUACUAACAGAGUGGUCUCAGCCAGGCUAACCACCAAACAGACAGGUUUACUACUGACAGAGUGGUCUCAGCCACUAGGUGGCAGUAGUGGUUGUGUUUUGAGUUUUGAUUCUAACUGUGUGAUUGUAUUGGUAGUAGUUGUAGUAGUUGUAUUGGAUACAUUUGUGUUUAGUUAUUACAGUUAUAUUAUAGAAAAACCAAAGCCUGUAACACCUUCCCCCUUAAGACAAUAAAUAUAUCCAAGUUUGCUCACGACCAACAGAACUUCCAUUUCACAACAUGAUCAACUAAUGUGUUGCCUUCUGCGAUAUAAACAUGGUGUCUACUGGCUGUCAAUACUGAAAUACAAGACCAAACAGCCAUAUAUAUAAUAUAUAUAUACACACACAGUUGAAGUCAGAAGUUUAGAUUCACUUAGGUUGGAGUCAUUAAAACUCGUUUUUCAACCACUCCACACAUUUCAUGUUAACAAACUAUAAUUUUGGCAAGUUGGUUAGGACAUCUACUUUGUGCAUGACACAAGUAAUUUUUCCAACAAUUGUUUACAGACAGAUUAUUUCACUUAUAAUUCACUGUAUCACAAUUCCAGUGGGUCAAAAGUUUACAUACACUAAGUUGACUGUGCCUUUUAAAAAGCUUAGAAAAUUCCAGAAAAUUAUGUCAUGGCUUUAGAAGCUUCAGAAGAAAAAUUGUAGACCUCCACAAGUCUGGUUCAUCCUUGGGAGCAAUUUCCAAACGCCUGAAGGUACCACGUUCAUCUGUACAAACAAUAGUACGCAAGUAUAAACUCUAUGGGACCACGCAGCCGUCAUACCGCUCAGGAAGGAGACAUGUUCUGUCUCCGAGAGAUGAACGUACUUUGGUGCGAAAAGUGCAAAUCAAUCCCAGAACAACUGCAAAGGACCUUGUGAAGAUGCUGGAGGAAACAGGUAUAACAGUAUCUAUAUCCACAGUAAAACAAGUCCUAUAUCGACAGAACCUGAAAGGCCGCUCAGCAAGGAAGAAGCCACUGCUCCAAAACCGCCAUAAAAAAGCCAGACUACGGUUUGCAACUGCACAUGGGGACAAAGAUGGUACUUUUUGGAGAAAUGUCCUCUGGUCUGAUGAAACAAAAUUAGAACUGUUUGGCCAUAAUGACCAUCGUUAUGUUUUGAGGAAAAGGGUGGUGCUUGCAAGCUGAAGAACACCAUCCCAACCGUGAAGCACGGGAUUGGCAGCAUCAUGCUGUUGGGGUGCUUUGCUGCAGGAGGGACUGGUGCACUUCACAAAAUAGAUGGCAUCAUGAGGAAGGAAAAUUAUGUGGAUAUAUUGAAGCAACAUCUCAAGACAUCAGUCAGGAAGUUAAAGCUUGGUCGCAAAUGGGUCUUCCAAAUGGACAAUGACCCCAAGCAUACUUCCAUAGUUGUGGCAAAAUGGUUGACCCAAGUUAAACAAUUUAAAGGCAAUGCUACCAAAUACUAAUUGAGCGUAUGUAAACUUCUGACCCACUGGGAAUGUGAUGAAAGAAAUAAAAGCUUAAAUAAAUCAUUCUCUCUACUAUUAUUCUGAAAUUUCACAUUCUUAAAAUAAAGUGGUGAUCCUAACUGACCUAAGACAGGGAAUCUUUACUAGGAUUAAAUGUCAGGAAUUGUGAAAAACUGAGUUUAAAUGUAUUUGGCUAAGGUGUAUGUAAACUUCAGACUUCUUCUACUGUGUCUUUAUCUCUGCAGAACACUAGUUGGUAUUAGCUAGCCCAACUUGUGUUAGGGAUGUGCGCGGUUAUUGGAAUAUCCGAAUGGACGUUAGUAUUCUAAUAAAAUAAAAUAAAAGUCCCACAACGUCAUGCAGCCUAAAGGUGACCUCCUCUCCUUCUAAUCAGGGGCUCAUUCAGACCUGGGCCUUGUCUUGUCUUAAGGGUAUUCUGAUCCUGCAGAAGAGACAGCCUAAAGGUAACCUCCUCUCCUUCUAAUCAGGGGCUAAUUCAGACCUGGGCCUUGUCUUGUCUUAAGGGUAUUCUGAUCCUGCAGAAGAGACAGUGUAAUUAGUUUAAAAUCUGUUUGUGCUGCGAAUGACCAUACAGUGAGGGGAAAAAAGUAUUUGAUCCCCUGCUGAUUUUGUACGUUUGCCCACUGACAAAGAAAUUAUCAGUCUAUAAUUUUAAUGGUAGGUGUAUUUGAACACUGAGAGACAGAAUAACAACAACAAAAAUUCAGAAAAACGCAUGUCAAAAAUGUUAUAAAUUGAUUUGCAUUUUAAUGAGGGAAAUAAGUAUUUGACCCCUUUGCAAACAUGACUUAGUACUUGGUGGCAAAACCCUUGUUGGCAAUCACAGAGGUCAGACGUUUCUUGUAGUUGGCCACCAGGUUUGCACACAUCUCAGGAGGAAUUUUGUCCCACAAACAAACAAAAUAACUUUCUUCUGAGACUCUUCAGUCUAUUCUUGUUCUGAGAAAUGAAGGCUAUUCUAUGCGAGAAAUUGCCAAUAAAUUGAAGAUCUCGUUCAACGCUGUGUAUUACUCCCUUCACAGAACAGCGCAAACUGUCUCUAACCAGAAUAGAAAGAGGAGUGGGAGGCCCCGGUGCACAACUGAGCAAGAGGACAAAUACAUUAGUGCAGGGUUCUUCAAUUCUGGUCCUGGAGGGCUGAAACACCUCUGUUUUUCAUCCUCUCCUUCUAAUCAGGGGCUAAUUCAGACCUGGGACACCAGGUGAGUGCAAUUAACUAGCAGGUAGAAAUAAAAAACAGAAGUGUUUCGGCCCUCCAGGACCGGAAUUGAAGAACCCUGCAUUAGUGUCUAGUUUGAGAAACAGACGCCUCACAGGUCCUCAACUGGCAGCUUCAUUAAAUAGUACCCGCAAAACACCAGUCUCAACGUCAACAGUGAAGAGGCGACUCCGGGAUGCUGACCUUCUAGGCAGAGUAGCAAAGAAAAAACCAUAUCUCAGACUGGCCAAUAAAAAGAAAAGAUUAAGAUGGGCAAAAGAACACUGACAGAGGAGGAAGAUUGGAAAAAAGUUUUAUGGACGAAUCGAAGUUUGAGGUGUUCGGUUCACAAAGAAGAACAUUUGUGAGACGCAGACCAAAUGAAAAGAUGCUGCAGGAGUGCUUGAUGCCAUCUGUCAAGCAUGGUGGAGGCAAUGUGAUGGUCUGGGGGUGCUUUGGUGGUAAAGUGGGAGAUUUUGUACAUGGUAAAAGGGAUCUUGAAGAUGGAAGGCUAUCACUCCAUUUUGCAACACCAUGCCAUAAUACCCUGUGGACGGCGCUUGAUUGGAGCCAAUUUCCUCCUACAACAGGACAAUGACCAAAAGCACAGCUCCAAACUAUGCAAGAACUAUUUAGGAAAUAAGCAGUCAGCUGGUAUUCUGUCUAUAAUGGAGUGGCCAGCACAGUCACCGGAUCUCAACCCUAUUGAGCUGUUGUGGGAGCAGCUUGACCGUAUGGUACGUAAGAAGUGCCCAUCAAGCCAAUCCAACUUGUGGGAGAUGCUUCAGGAAGCUUGGGGUGAAAUCUCUUCAGAUUACCUCAACAAAUUGACAACUAGAAUGCCAAAGUUCUGCAAAGCUGGAAUUGCUGCAAAUGGAGGAUUCUUUGACGAAAGCAAAGUUUGAAGGACACAAUUAUUAUUUCCAUUAAAAAUCAUUAUAUCUAACCUUUCCUAUACCUUUCCUUUCCUAUUAUAUCUAACAUUUCCUAUGCAUUUUGCUAUAUUUCCCAUUCACACUGAUUUAAUGUAUGUUUUCAUGGAAUACAAGGACAUUUCUAAGUGACCCCAAACUUUUGAACUUAGUGUGUGUGUGUGUGUAUAUAUAUAUAUAUAUAUAUAUAUAUAUAUACAUACAUACAUACAUACAUACAUACAUACAUACAUACAUACAUACAUACAUACAUACAUACAUACAUACAUACAUACAUACAUACAGUGGGGGGAAAAAAGUAUUUAGUCAGCCACCAAUUGUGCAAGUUCUCCCACUUAAAAAGAUGAGAGAGGCCUGUAAUUUUCAUCAUAGGUACACGUCAACUAUGACAGACAAAAUGAGAAAAAAAAUUCCAGAAAAUCACAUUGUAGGAUUUUUAAUGAAUUUAUUUGCAAAUUAUGGUGGAAAAUAAGUAUUUGGUCAAUAACAAAAGUUUCUCAAUACUUUGUUAUAUACCCUUUGUUGGCAAUGACACAGGUCAAACGUUUUCUGUAAGUCUUCACAAGGUUUUCACACACUGUUGCUGGUAUUUUGGCCCAUUCCUCCAUGCAGAGCAGUGAUGUUUUGGGGCUGUCGCUGGGCAACACAGACUUUCAACUCCCUCCAAAGAUUUUCUAUGGGGUUGAGAUCUGGAGACUGGCUAGGCCACUCCAGGACCUUGAAAUGCUUCUUACGAAGCCACUCCUUCGUUGCCCGGGCGGUGUGUUUGGGAUCAUUGUCAUGCUGAAAGACCCAGCCACGUUUCAUCUUCAAUGCCCUUGCUGAUGGAAGGAGGUUUUCACUCAAAAUGAAAACAAAAAUUUUUCACUCAAAAAAUAAUGAUGUUUCCACCCCAUGCUUCACAAUAGGUAUGGUGUUCUUUGGAUGCAACUCAGCAUUCUUUGUCCUCCAAACACAACGAGUUGAGCUUUUACCAAAAAGUUAUAUUUUGGUUUCAUCUGACCAUAUGACAUUCUCCCAAUCCUCUUCUGGAUCAUCCAAAUGCACUCUAGCAAACUUCAGACGGGCCUGGACAUGUACUGGCUUAGGCAGGGGGAUACGUCUGGCACUGCAGGAUUUGAGUCCCUGGCGGCGUAGUGUGUUACUGAUGGUAGGCUUUGUUACUUUGGUCCCAGCUCUCUGCAGGUCAUUCACUAGGUCCCCCCGUGUGGUUCUGGGAUUUUUGCUCACCGUUCUUGUGAUCAUUUUGACCCCACGGGGUGAGAUCUUGCGUGGAGCCCCAGAUCGAGGGAGAUUAUCAGUGGUCUUGUAUGUCUUCCAUUUCCUAAUAAUUGCUCCCACAGUUGAUUUCUUCAAACCAAGCUGCUUACCUAUUGCAGAUUCAGUCUUCCCAGCCUGGUGCAGGUCUACAAUUUCGUUUCUGGUGUCUUUUGACAGCUCUUUGGUCUUGGCCAUAGUGGAGUUUGGAGUGUGACUGUUUGAGGUUGUGGACAGGUGUCUUUUAUACUGAUAACAAGUUCAAACAGGUGCCAUUAAUACAGGUAACGAGUGGAGGACAGAGGAGCCUCUUAAAGAAGAAGUUACAGGUCUGUGAGAGCCAGAAAUCUUGCUUGUUUGUAGGUGACCAAAUACUUAUUUUCCACCAUAAUUUGCAAAUAAAUUCAUUAAAUGUCCUACAAUGUGAUUUUCGUUAGUGGGAAGGUUGGCUGUUAUCGAAUUGCGGACAUAUGUCACAUUCAACCACGAUGCUUUGAACUCUGUAGCGCGCUUAACACCUCUCUCUCUCCCCUUCCCCCCCCUGCAGGCGAGACGUGGAACCCUCUGAAACUGCACUACCAGCUGAGGAACGUGAGGGAGCGCCUGGCCAAGAACCUGGUGGAAAAGGGCGUGCUGACCACGGAGAAACAGAACUUCCUCCUCUUCGACAUGACCACGCACCCUCUCACCAACAACAACAUCAAACAACGCCUCAUCAAGAGGGUUCAGGAGGCCGUGUUGGAGAAAUGGGUCAACGACCCGCACCGCAUGGACAAACGGAUGCUGGCCCUCAUCUUCCUGGCCCACUCGUCUGAUGUCCUGGAGAAUGCCUUCGCCCCCCUGCUGGACGACCAGUAUGACCUGGCCAUGAAGAGAGUACGGCAGCUACUGGACCUGGAGCCAGAGGGGGAGAGCAUGAAGACCAACGCCAAUGAGUUGUUGUGGGCGGUGGUGGCUGCCUUCACCAAGUGACCUGACCUACCACCUUCAGACACCAGAGGGUGCUGUUGGGAGAGGACAGGACAGUUUGGGGAGGGACAAAGAGGAGAGGGCUGGUCUGUCUGGCUCCUCAAGGUAGUGACUUAACUGACUUGAGGUCACCUCCCUCUGCCUUCUGAACAGAAUGGCCUGCCUCAGACCUGUCCCACAGUUUUCUGAACAGUAUGGCCUGCUCCAGACCUGUCCCACAGCUUUCUGAACAGUAUGGCCUGGUCCAGACCUGUCCCACAGCUUUCUGAACAGAAUGGACUGGUCCAGACCUGUCCCACAGCUUUCUGAACAGAAUGGACUGGUCCAGACCUGUCCCACAGCUUUCUGAACAGAAUGGACUGGUCCAGACCUGUCCCACAGCUUUCUGAACAGAAUGGACUGGUCCAGACCUGUCCCACA
Messenger RNA from Coregonus sp. 'balchen', 15663 nucleotides. The record is from the annotation of a GenBank genome assembly. NCBI's taxonomy places the organism in Eukaryota, Metazoa, Chordata, Actinopteri, Salmoniformes, Salmonidae.